GCCUCACCACGUGGUCCCCCCUGUCCCGGACCCUGCCUCUGGGACAACAGGGUGGCCCCAGGUCACAACCCGAAGCCGGGCUGACACUGACAGUCUGUCCUAGGGAUGCCUGCAGGCAGCUGAUAACCAGCAAGGCUCAGAGCCCGAUCUCGCCCGCCCGCCCUGCCCUGCCCUGCCCACGCGGAGUCCAAAGGCCCAGCGUGCAGGAGGAGCUGCGCGCCCGGCAGGGCUCUCACAUGAGGCACUGGGGGGCGGCGCCCUAGCUGGGGGUGAACUGUUCGUAGAGCCCGCGCGCCGAGACGAGCUAGCUACUGAAACUCUGACCUUACCGCAAACCCAUUUCUUUUCCUUUCACCACAAGCCCAGCCCCUUGCAGUGCUACGAAGCUAAAAAAGGCAAGCGGUUGCAGCUAAGUUGCGUUUUCCUUGCAAAACAGUCAUGAGAGGAAACUAAAAGUUAAAGGCAGGUGGCUCCUCCUUAUCAGACCACAAGGUAAACGAAAGAAAUACAACUGUGCUGAAGCCUGUGAAUGGUUUGUGACACCACCCUGCAAACCACGUGGUUUUUAAAAAGCAUUGUGCAUUUUUAGUGAUUUCCACAUAAGUACUGGAAGAACUUUGUAAGCCAUACUUAAGCCUCACAAGUCCUUCCUUGCGUGAUUGUCUCUCACUGCCCCUUUUGCCAGCAGCCAUGCUGAGCCACAGGGAACAAAAAGCUAUCUAAAACAGGAAGUCAUUUAUCAAAUUUAUCUAAAACUAGAAACAAUUUAUCUGAAACCAAUGCCAGCAGCAACAUGAGGAGCUGCCUCAUUCUUUCUCAAGUCCCUCAGGUCUGCCCUUGUGUAGCCCCCUGCUCUUCAUCCAAACAGGAGAUGCAUGAGACCCAGGCAUAAAAGAAGCAGACUGCAUUGAGUUACUGGUGGCUGUAUGAAUAGCCUUGAGCGAGUCCUUCAGGCAGUCUGUACCUCAGCUUUUCCCUGUGCACAGUGGGUGUAAGAGCUUAAGAAGCAGCCCCUUAAAGUCUGUGGUAUCUGUGUAAAAUCAUAUUAUUAAAUCUUAAUAAAACUGGACCUGAUUAUGCUCGGAACAGCAAAAGCACAAUAAAACAUCAAACUUAUUAGGAAUUCCAGGUGCAAUGUACCAGCGCUGCCAGGAAGCCUCAUUAACUGGGCAAGGAUAUGAUUGUCAAGCUUCAGCGUUGCUGUACAGCACAGGUUCUAGAGCCCAACAGUGAUCUCAUUAUCAGACGGGUUCUGGAACUGCCAGAUAAAGCACACAUUCUAGAGAAGAUGUAGGAGGGCAAAGGAGAAGGCCCUGUAGCACCUCAGAGGGAAGCUGCUUCCACUGUCUCCAGGCUUACGGACAUGGAUGACACCUCCACUUCAGUGGGGUACUCCCACCCCCACAUGGAGAGGAAGAUGAGCGCAAUGGCUUGCACGGUCUUCAACGAACUUCGACUGGAAGGGAAACUCUGUGACGUAGUCAUCAAAGUCAAUGGUUUUGAGUUCAAUGCUCACAAGAACAUCCUAUGUAGCUGCAGUUCGUAUUUUAGGGCUUUGUUUACCAGUGGCUGGAACAACACGGAGAAGAGAGUGUACAACAUUCCUGGCAUUUCACCUGAUAUGAUGAAGCUAAUUAUCGAGUAUGCCUACACUAGGACAGUUCCAGUCACUGCUGACAAUGUAGAGAGGUUGCUUGCUGCAGCCGACCAGUUCAACAUCAUGGGCAUUGUCAGGGGGUGCUGUGAAUUCUUAAAAUCUCAGCUGUGCUUGGAAAAUUGCAUUGGCAUCUGCAAGUUCACAGAGUACUACCACUGCCCUGACUUGCGGCAAACUGCCUACAUGUUCAUCCUGCACAACUUUGAGGAGAUGGUAAAGGUGUCUAAUGAGUUUCUAGAGCUCUCGGUCAAUGAGUUUAAAGACAUCAUUGAGAAGGAUGAACUCAAUGUGAAACAGGAAGAUGCAGUGUUUGAGGCCAUUCUGAAAUGGAUUUCCCAUGAUCCUCAAAAUAGAAAGCAGUACAUUUCAGUCUUGCUACCAAAGGUUCGCCUGGCAUUGAUGCACGCUGAGUAUUUCAUGAAUAACGUUAAAAUGCAUGAUUAUGUGAAGGACAGCGAGGAGUGCAAGCCUGUCAUCAUAAAUGCACUAAAAGCCAUGUACGAUCUCAACAUGAAUGGCCCUUCUAGUUCUGAUUUCACCAACCCGCUGACUAGGCCUCGCCUGCCUUAUGCAAUUUUGUUUGCUAUUGGUGGCUGGAGUGGGGGAAGCCCAACCAAUGCCAUUGAAACAUACGAUGCCCGCGCAGACAGAUGGGUGAAUGUCACGUGUCAGCAAGAAAGCCCCCGAGCAUACCAUGGCGCUGCUUAUUUAAAAGGGUAUGUCUAUAUCAUUGGAGGAUUUGACAGUGUGGAUUAUUUUAACAGCGUCAAACGGUUUGACCCACUUAAGAAAACGUGGCAUCAGGUUGCUCCCAUGCACUCGAGACGAUGCUAUGUCAGUGUCACCGUCCUCAACAACUUCAUCUAUGCCAUGGGAGGGUUCGAUGGCUAUGUGCGUCUCAACACAGCAGAACGGUAUGAACCAGAGACAAACCAGUGGACGUUGAUUGCACCCAUGCAUGAACAAAGAAGUGACGCUAGUGCGACCACGCUGUAUGGAAAGGUAUACAUAUGCGGUGGGUUCAAUGGCAAUGAAUGCCUAUUUACAGCUGAAGCGUAUGAUGCUAAGACAAAUCAGUGGACUCUCAUAGCACCAAUGAGAAGCAGAAGAAGUGGAAUAGGAGUGAUUGCUUACGGAGAACACGUGUAUGCGGUAGGUGGCUUUGACGGAGCCAACCGUCUUCGGAGCGCAGAAGCCUACAAUCCAAUUGCUAACACAUGGCGUACAAUUCCCACCAUGUUUAAUCCCCGUAGUAACUUUGGCAUUGAGGUGGUGGAUGACCUUCUGUUCGUGGUUGGUGGCUUUAAUGGUUUCACUACCACAUUCAAUGUCGAAUGCUAUGAUGAAAAGACUGAUGAGUGGUAUGAUGCCCAUGACAUGAGUAUAUACCGUAGUGCUUUGAGCUGCUGCGUGGUGCCAGGAUUGCCUAAUGUUGGGGAGUAUGCUGCCAGAAGAGAAAACUACGCAGGAUCAUCACGAGAUGAAGUUAAGUACUCUUCUUCGACAAGUACCCUACCAGUAUAAAUAGCUCCACUUAGCGAAUAAAGCCUUCUAAGCACGAAGUGUAUGUAUCUACUUAUUUUAAAAUAAAAGUAAUGGGAUACAGAGUUCACAGAAAUAGUGCUGAAAAAGUGUUUCAUUCUAUGAACCAAAAAGGUCUAACUUACAAACACAGGCUACAGCCUUAAAU
Molecule: messenger RNA, 3347 nt
Organism: Alligator mississippiensis (American alligator)
Lineage: Eukaryota; Metazoa; Chordata; Crocodylia; Alligatoridae
Gene: KLHL10
Product: kelch like family member 10
Exons: 5
Coding region: 1364-3181 (605 amino acids)
Molecular function (GO): protein binding
Source: RefSeq, a predicted model, not a curated record